Molecule: messenger RNA, 3023 nt
Organism: Sebastes umbrosus (honeycomb rockfish)
Lineage: Eukaryota; Metazoa; Chordata; Actinopteri; Perciformes; Sebastidae
Gene: derl3
Product: derlin 3
Exons: 7
Coding region: 72-764 (230 amino acids)
Biological process (GO): endoplasmic reticulum unfolded protein response
Cellular component (GO): endoplasmic reticulum membrane; Hrd1p ubiquitin ligase ERAD-L complex
Molecular function (GO): ubiquitin-specific protease binding; misfolded protein binding
Source: RefSeq, a predicted model, not a curated record
UGAGGGGGCGGGGCCUGUGCUGCUCAUUCAGUGAGUAAAUCAUGGCUGACAGUUAGGCAGCAGCAGCAGCGAUGGCUCACAGCUUCACUCAGGAGUAUUUUCAGAUCCCCGUGGUGACCCGAGCGUACACGACCGCCUGCGUCCUCACCACCGCCGCCGUGCAACUGGAGGUCAUCACCCCCUUCCAGCUCUACUUUAACCCCGACCUCAUCAUCAGAAGAUACCAGAUAUGGCGCCUGAUAACCAGCUUCCUCUUCUUUGGCUCUCUUGGAUUCAGUUUCGUGUUCAACAUCAUCUUUCUUUAUCGAUACUGCCGGAUGCUGGAGGAAGGCUGUUUCCGGGGAAGGACGGCGGAUUUUGUUUUCAUGUUCCUGUUUGGAGGAAUCGUGAUGACUCUGUUCGGUCUGUUCGCCAACGUCUUCUUCCUCGGUCAGGCCUUCAUCAUCAUGCUGGUGUACGUGUGGAGUAGAAGACAUCCGCUCGUACGCAUGAACUUCUUCGGCCUGCUGAACUUCCAGGCGCCGUUCCUCCCCUGGGUGCUCAUGGGCUUCUCGCUGCUGCUCGGGAACUCCAUCGUGGUCGACCUGCUAGGUAUCAGUGUCGGUCACAUGUACUACUUCCUAGAAGACGUGUUUCCAAACCAGCCGGGAGGAAGGAAGCUGCUGACGACACCAGAACUUCUACGGACCUUGUUUGACCGGCCGGAGGACCCAGACUACCGUCCCCUCCAGGAAGCGCAAGAGGACGAGGAGCCGCACAACUAACAGAACCAAGAUCCACAAAAUCAGACGACACAGGAAGACAGUCAGAAGAUCUGUGGAGCUGCGAGUCUUUUCAGAGGACAAUUAAGACGUAUAAAGGACUGAACUGCAAGUCAGCAUCAUGAAUAUUCAAUUAUGACAAAGCAUUUUGGAGUUUAACGCCACGUUCACAUUAAGCAUAAACUACGGAGCUUUCAUUUGCCUUAAUGACAAUAACACAGCAGCACAGAGAUGGCCGAAGAAACUCAGAAGAAGACUGAGCUGCAGUCUUUUUAGGACAGAAAUCAAUAUGCAAAGAAUUAUGGGUAGAAGGAAUACAGACAGUUUCUUUUUUCUUGGAAAACAAAGCAGAAGAACCUUAAAAUAGGCACCAUGUGGAGGAUUUGACCACGACUCAACAGAGCAAUGUUUUUAGGAGUGGGUCGGCGUUUUGUUCGUAUCGCGCAUGAGCAUAAAAAAUGACACACAGUCCUGCCAACAGGUGGCGGUAGCGCGCCAACGAAAGCAGUGAAGAAGACUGCUAGCAAGUAAACGUGGAUGUAAACAAUGCAAAUAUAUUUUGUGAAUUAGCUUUGCAACUAUUUUAUGAUGAAGGAAAUGCACUCGUGUGUUUGGUUAGAGGUCCACUUACUAGCUUUUUUUGUUGCUUCAACCUGAUCUCAGGGUCUUUAUCAGGGGCCAUCACGUGACCUUAGAAGGUCAGUCACGUAAUAAUGGGUGAUCGUAUAAGAAGGGAAAUUGUAACUCCUGUUUCCGAAGACCGUGAGAUGCAUAAAAAAGCCAGUAAGUGGACCUUGGAGUUGAGAUUAUUCUGUCUUAUGUACUGUUGAGGUCAGGAACGAACUUCCACACUCAACAAAAAUGAUGUUUAAGACCACAAGCACGUUUAUAAGAGACAAACAUGUGUUGAUGCCUCCAAAUAUUCUUGAUAAAAUCCCAAACCUGGGGAUAAGACAGAGGCAGGAGUGACUACGUUUACAUGCAAACCGGUAUUCCAAAUAUGACAAUAUUCCCAAUUUGAUAUGGGUCACAGCAUAUUCCGUUUGGAUCGUGAGCAUUUUCUGAUUAAGACGUGAGAUCUGCUGAUAUUAUUCAGGUUUUAGAAGCAUUCUUUGGACAUGUAUACAUUGAGAAUAUGCGUCUCAACUGAGGUUUUAACAGCAGUUUGAGACACACGGCCUCUUGCCUGUUUACGGCGUCGGAGUCUGUUCUCGUGCACAGCCGUAAAAAGAAAAGCUUGAAGAACACAGUUUUGAAGAAAACUUGCAGAACAGUGAAAACGAGGGUUAAACACCACGAGAGCAACAUGACUGCACAGUUGGAAAAGGAGCGAAAUAUUAGUUAUCUAAAGGGCGCAGCCGCAGGACGUACGCUAUGGGGGGCGUUUUACGCUAUUCGGAGCAUGCACGGCUGCAUGUAAACGUGAAUAUUAUUCGUUUUCAUUAAAUAUAUAGGCCAAAAAAACUGAAUUUUUCUGCAUAUUAACAUACUAGCUAUUCACUUUUUUGUGAACAUAAAUAAAUACAAACAUCCAAAGAAGGAAGCAGCUGCAAAAAUCUUCAAACUCUAAUUUGUGACCACAGCUUGGCUUCUCUACUGUUGAACAUGACCACAUGAGUAAACUUUGUAUUCGUACGUUGCUUAGAUAGAACUGAACAGAGCAGGACUGACCCUGCUGUUGUGUCAUUGCCGCUGGUUGCACAGAAAUGCCGACGGCCUGAAAUCCCAUCAGCCCCGUCUGCUCACUCUGCACUUUCACCCGCUGCCUUUGUGGGUCAAACACUGAGGGACAAAAUGGAAAUUGCUUAGCACAACAACACGCAAACAACAAGUCUCUGUGGGACCCCCCCAAAAAACAAAACACACAUUUCAUCAUCCCAAAUAAUAACACAGUUUUCAGAGAUUCAAACAGAGAUUUGUGAUUGUUCUUGUCAGCGUGGAAAAGCGUCUUAAAGCAACAAUAAAGACAGAAAACUUGAUGUGGGGACAUUCUGAGAUACAAAUUGGACAAGACGGCAAAUCAAGCUCUUUCACUUUUUUUUUUUUAUUUUGUAAGAAUUAUUAAAAUGUACAAAAAGACAACAAAUACAACAUAACAAUAUAUUAUCUGAGACUGGCUGUGUGUUUUUUUUUCCUCCCUCUGUGGUCAGGUCAAGAGAGUCAGUGGUCAAAGUGAGAGCAGCUUCUCCACGCCGUCGAGGGGUCCGAAGGGAAAACACGAAGGAUUUUCUACCGGGGUUUUUUUUUUUUUGCCAAACAGAA